AUGGAUGAUCCGAAAGAAAGCCUUGACGAUGGUGAUGACAAGAACGUGAAGCGAAAUCUUCCUUCAUGGAUGGCUUCGAGAGAGAAUGAGAGUAAAUCUCAUGGAAAGAAGCAUACCCAUGUUGGUGCGCAUGGAAAAAGUAACGAAACCCAAAAAAAAUCUUCGCCCUCCAAGUCGAAUGCCUCGGGAUUUUCCAAACUUAUGGAAAGGGUUGUGUUCGUGUUGUCAGGGUUUGUUAAUCCUGAACGGAGUGUGUUAAGGUCGCAGGCAUUGGAAAUGGGAGCGGAGUAUCAACCUGAUUGGAACCCGGAUUGCACCCUUCUGGUUUGCGCAUUUCCUAAUACCCCAAAGUUUCAACAAGUUGAGGCAGGUGGUGGAACUAUUGUUUCCAAGGUUUACCUCUCUUUAGUCUUUGCUUUGAUCUGCAGUGUAAAGCCUUUGAUUUAUGGUUGGAAUUAG
Ilex paraguariensis (yerba mate) is the source of this 459-nucleotide messenger RNA. The record is from the annotation of a GenBank genome assembly. NCBI's taxonomy places the organism in Eukaryota, Viridiplantae, Streptophyta, Magnoliopsida, Aquifoliales, Aquifoliaceae.